This is a messenger RNA of Rotaria sp. Silwood2, 3744 nucleotides long. NCBI's taxonomy places the organism in Eukaryota, Metazoa, Rotifera, Eurotatoria, Philodinida, Philodinidae. The record is from the annotation of a GenBank genome assembly.
AUGGAUCCGAUGCGUGGACGAUUUCCAAUAAAACUUGUACGAACUGAUAGUCCAACAAGUACAUUAUCAUCAAGGAGACCUUAUAGUCGACAAGAUAAUCGAGAUGGUUAUACAACAACAGUUACAUCAGCAUCAACUACAGCCAUUCCGACACAUUUUCGUGCAACAUCCGAACCAGCACCAGAUGGACCAAUUGAAUUACGUCGUAUGGAUUUAGUUCGUUCACCUUCACGUACAUAUAUUGAUGGACAUCCAACUGAAUAUUAUCAUUAUUCACGCUCAACAUUACCAACAAGUGGUAUACGUGUACGUGGUCAUGAUUAUUCAGGAUACGAAACUGAUACAGGUGUUGUAACAUCUCGUAAUUAUGGUCCUAGAUAUUAUGGUGGUCCUCCACCACCACCACCGCCCCAACAUGUACCUCCACCGAUGCAUCAUUCAUAUUAUGCUCAUCAACCAGCACAGUUUGUACGUGAACGUCAUCAUGAAAGUUAUGCAGCAAGUAGUUCUGGUGGUGGUGGACAACGUUCAAUGUUACGGCCAGAUGGUUAUGAUACAGAUACAGGUUUAAUUAGUAGUGGUCGAUUACGUAUGACACGCACUUUACCACCACGUAUGGCAGCUAUACCUGAAACAUUAGUUGUUAAUAAUAGAAUGGUAUCGUCAUCAAAUUUAAAUAGUGUACCAACAAAUUUGCGUGGUAGUUCGUUUCUUAAUGAAGCAAACACAAAUACAUUACGUAGUCGAACAGAAAACAUAAGUGGUUAUGAAACUGAUUCAGGAAUGCAUAUACGACAACAAAAUUAUUCUCGUCAACAAGUACCUAUUGACAUACAAUAUGGUGAUAGUGGAUGGGUUGGUAAACAGUCAAUGGCAAGAACUACAUCUCAACAACAACAGCAACAACAACAACAACAACGAUUUAUUGAUAAUAAUCAACGUUAUCGUUCACAAGAUCAAUUACGUUCAACAUCAAUACCUGUUUUUACGCAAGAUACAUCAGCAACAAUGUCACGUUUUCCUGAUCAACAAAUACUAAUAACAAAUAAAACUCAACAAAAAAGGACGAUAAAUACAUUACCAUCAUCAGCGUCAGCAUCAAUAGAAGUUAAACAACAAUCGGAAACAAUGAAAAAAGAUAGUUCAAUAUUACCAAAUUUUUUUCCAGGUUCAGUUGGUUUAUCUAAUCCACCAAGUAAUAAUAAACAACAAAUACCAGCAUCACCAGAAUUAAAAAGAAAAUUUUCUGAUGAUCAUACUAUUAAAAGACCAUCGAGACCACAAUGUACUAUUAUCGAAACAACAAUAUUACCUGUAUCGAAUGAUUCAAAUACAACAAAACCACAAAUAUUUUCGACUACAGCAGAGAUUAUACCAAAUGUAAAUGCUGAUCGUGGUGAUCAUCAAACAACAAGUAAAACACCAUCAACACCAACGUUUCCAAUAACUACUCAAACUUAUAAUCAAAAUCUUCAAACGCGUGUAGGCAAUAGUUCAUUUCGAAAUCAAGAAGAAAAUUCACGACGUUCAAGUGUUUCAUCUGCUGCAGUUCGUAAUGGUGCUUAUCAAGCACAUAAUGUUAGUCAUUAUUGGUAUAAAGAAAAAAUGUCACGUGAAGAUGCAAUUAAUUUACUUAAAACAAAACCACCUGGAACAUUUCUUAUUCGAGAUAGUCAAGGUUUUCCAGGUUCAUAUGGUCUUGCAAUUAAAGUCGAAACAUUACCAGCAGGCAUUCAAGCAAAACAAGGAGCUGAUCCAAAUGCUGAACUUGUUCGACAUUAUCUUAUUGAACGAACACCAACUGGACAUGUUCGUUUGAAAGGAUGUCCAAAUGAACCUGAUUUUGUCAAUCUAUCAGCUUUAGUCUAUCAACAUUCAAUAACGCCACUUGCCUUGCCAAUAAAAUUAGUUUUACCGACUGCGGAUAUAACUGAAGAUUAUCGUUCAACAGGAAAUCAACAACAACAACAACAAGAAACAUUAAAAAAAAUGUCUGUAAAAGAUUUACUUGAAAAAGGAGCUGCUUGUAAUGUUGUCUAUUUAAAUAAUGUUGAUGUUGAAUCAUUAUCUGGUCAAAUGGCCGUAAAUAAAGCAUUACGUUCAACAUUUGAAAAUGCUGAUCGUUUACAAGCAACAAUUGUUCAUUUUAAAGUUUCAAAUACUGGUAUAACAUUAACUGAUACAAAGAAAAAAUUAUUUUCACGACGUCAUUUUCCUAAAGAAUAUGUCACAUAUUGUGGUGUUGACUAUGAAACAGAUCGUUAUUGGACACAUCAAUUUCCUGAUCUUGAAAUGUUACCAAAAGCAAAAUGUUUUGGUUUCGUUUCAAAGAAAAUCAAUGGAAAUAAUCGAUCGGCUCAAGCAGAAAAUGAAUGUCAUAUAUUUGCUGAAAUCGAUCGAACACAACCAUCAACAGCUAUUGUUAAUUUUGUAUCGAAAGUUAUGAUUGGAAAAAUCGAUGGUAAUUUGAGACCUGGCGCUGAUGUACGUCCUAAUCGUUUGGGUCAGCGUUUCAGUGAUGUAGGAUCUUCUUCUUCUCAAUCCCCACGUUCAUCCGUUCAAAUCCGUGCAAACCAAUCAGUCGUUUCACAACAAAGAGGACAACAUGAUAUGGAAGCAACUAAAGAAGAAGAUAUAGCAAUGUCUAAAGAUUUUACUGAUGGAGUCAAACCUGGUGAAAUAAUAGAAAAACCAUGGAAAUUUAAUGAGAAUCGACCUGAUAUCAAACCAAUGCCUAUCAAAGGUUCAUAUACUGAUUAUGAUUAUUGGGACGAAGAUCAUGUUCGUAUGCCUUGCUCAAAACAUUAUGCAUAUAAAAAUGGACAACUUAUUUGGCCUAUUAUUUCUCAGCAUUUGACUUCUCUCCAAAAAAAAUGCGAAAAUCAUACAGUCAAAUUUAAAGAUUUAAAAUCACCACCUUUAUUAAAAAUUGCAACAAAUCGUUCAGUUACUAUGUCACAAGAACAAGCUGCAGCAUUGUUAGCUUGUGCAUUUUUCUGUUUAUUUCCUUAUCGUUCUUAUCCGUCACCAACAAAGGAAUAUGAACAUUUUCAAGAUCCAAAUUUUGAAACAUUAUAUCGAGAUGUACGUCAAAACAAACUCGAAAAACUCAAAUGUAUUUUACAUUAUUUUAAUCGUGUUACAGAAAAUAUGCCAAAUGGUGUAAUAACUUUUCAACGUGUUUCAUUGCCUAAAGAUCGUUUUCCAUCGUGGCAUGAACUAAACAUAGGUCUCUGUGAUCUGAGCAUGACAACAGGUAAAAAAAUUGAAGAUAUCAAGAACGUAUUACAGGUUGAUUUUGCCAAUAAAUAUAUUGGAGGUGGCGUCUUAGGUGGCGGCUGUGUACAAGAAGAAAUUCGUUUCACUAUCUGCCCUGAAAUGCUAGUUAGUUUACUUGUUUGUGAAGUGAUGGACAAAAAUGAAUGCAUCUUUCUUAUUGGCUGUGAACGAUAUUCAUCAUACAAAGGCUAUGCCGAUUCAUUUGAAUACGCUGGAGAUUAUCAAGAUAAUACACCUAGAGAUGGUUGGGGUCGAAAAUGGUGUCAUGUAAUAGCUAUGGAUGCGGUCUAUUUUCGUAAUCCAUCAGACCAAUACGAUAUGAAACUUGUCGAACGUGAAUUACUGAAAGCUUACACGGGUUUUCGCCCGAGAGAAGAUGAAGCCGAUUAUAAAUUUGGUAUUGCUACUGGAAACUGGGGUUGUGGAGCUUUUCAUGGCGAUAAACAACUGAAAGGUAUCGGUUGA